AUGCAAUUACGACGAGAUAGACUAACCUAUGUUUUCUUGAUAAUAAUUUUUUGUAUUACUAUUUUAUUUUAUCAAUAUCAUUAUGCAUCAAAUCAAUCAUCACAAACAGUACAAUCUAUAUCAAAAAUAAUUAAAAAUGAAAAAUUUAGAAUUUUAUCAAAUGAAUAUUCAACAAUAUGGUUUCAAGAACAUUGUUUUCAAAUAAAAGAUUCACAUAAAUUGGUAGUAGAUAAUAUUCCAAAAUAUUUAAAUAAAGCUCGCUUAUCAACAAAUCAAAUUUGCCAAGAUUUUGUUAAAAAAUUUGAUGCAUUAUUUCGUCUUGAAGAAAUUCAUAGUUCAUUAAAAUUAUCAUCAAUUUAUUUAAAGAAAAUUAAUCAAUAUUUUAAUAAUGAUGCAACACUUGUUGAACAAAUAAAAAAUCAACGUAUAAUUAAAAUUUACAAUCGACAUACACAUGAAGAGAUGCUAUAUAAUUAUAUGCGAAGUCAACGUCCACAAACUAAAAGUGAACAAUCCGCCGAAAGCUAGUACGAUUAUAGUAAAUGUAUUAAAUGGAAUAAUGUAUAUAUGUCAGUGAUCAAACUUGUAUCAAGAGAAACAUUGAAGUCAAGUUCAAUAUUGGCUUAAAGAUUUUUUUAAUUGGUGAUCUGUCUAUGAGUCAGAAAUUGUUUAAGUUAGUUUUAACGAAAACAAAAAAAGAAAUGACGACUUUUGAAGUUUGAUAGUUCCACUUGAUUCAAGAAAUUCUUUUCUCUUCAGAAAUUCUUAAUUUUAGAUGUCUUGUAUAAGUGAAGGAAGGGACGUGUGUAGGUGUCAUUAAUCGCUUAUUAUUGUCGAGAUACUAUAUUUUUUAGCACAAUGUCGUGAUUCCUCUCAGGAAAAUUGAGUUUUGAAUUUCGACUUAAAACUUUCCAUAGAGACAGGUCUUAACGAGAAUAGCUUAUUGUGAAAGUUUCAGAUUUUUCGAUUGCUUCUAUCCUAAGAUACGACUAUGGUAAAAGCAUGUUUUUCACAC
Molecule: messenger RNA, 1015 nt
Organism: Rotaria sordida
Lineage: Eukaryota; Metazoa; Rotifera; Eurotatoria; Philodinida; Philodinidae
Source: the annotation of a GenBank genome assembly